Messenger RNA from Platichthys flesus (European flounder), 2618 nucleotides. It is a transcript of the gene zyg11, whose product is annotated as zyg-11 family member, cell cycle regulator. The record is from RefSeq and is a predicted model, not a curated record. The transcript has 17 exons. Gene Ontology annotation, cellular component: Cul2-RING ubiquitin ligase complex. Lineage: Eukaryota; Metazoa; Chordata; Actinopteri; Pleuronectiformes; Pleuronectidae. Gene Ontology annotation, molecular function: protein binding. The coding region runs from base 368 to 2608 and encodes 746 amino acids.
GCAGUGACCUGUGUUUAUCGUCUGUCUCGACAAAAAUAGAAAAUACCUGUGAAAACUAAAACCUUCUCCCCCCCGGUUCCUUGAUUCCAGAGCUUCGGUCACCUGCAGUGAUAAGUCGAUACCUCUCGAACAUGAAUUCUGAUACAACUGCUUCCUUUCGACAUGUUUGCUCGCGGAGCGACUUUCCACAGCGGAGGCGAAAACAAGUGAGCUAGCUGGCUGCUCCGCCGGUAACAGAUUAGCAUAGCGUCGGGCUGAGCGCUGAGCCGCUGCACGGCUAGCAAGUGAAGCGGUGGUGGAAAAUACACCAGUCUCCUUUCAUAAGCUAAAACUAGAGUUCGUUUAUCUAAAUUAGACUCUUUACAAUAUGGCCAUGGCCUCCGGUUUCCUACACACGAACGAGUCAUCCCCCGCGGCUCUGACAGACCUGUGUCUGACCUAUGUGAGCCAGAACCUGGACUGCUUCUCCGUGAAGCGCCCGGACGGCUCCCUGUGCUUCAGAGAGGCUGUGCUCUUCCCACAGGAGCUAGCAGACCAGCUGUUGGCCAAGAUGGCAACUGAAGGUGUGUUGAAUGACAGCACAGUGGGUGUAUUUCGGAACUCUGAAUACCUGCGGCUGAGACGGGCCUGCAUCCGCACAGCGCGUAUCUCUGCAGAGGCAUUCCGGAAAGCUCUCUGUCCCCACAGACUGUUGGAGCUGGAUGCUGCCAGGGUCAAUGCAGACCUCACUAUUCAUGAUAUCCUACAGGGACUGGCCUCCAAUAAAAACUGUCAGGACUCGCUCCAGCGUCUUGGGUUAACAGGUCUCACCAUGUCCUCUCUGGAGGAACCAAUCCGGUAUCGCUUCAGCUCCCUCCAGGGCCUCCGCUCACUCUCUCUAGCCAAUGUAGACGUCUAUGACUCUGGGCUGGUCGACGUUUGUUCCCUGCCUCGAUUAGAGAGCCUCGAUAUCUCCAACACCUCAAUCACCAACCUCACUCCACUGCUGGGCCUGAAGGAUCGGCUGCGUUCACUGACACUGCACCAGCUGAAAAGGCUGGAAAUGAGCACUGCUCAGCUCCUGGGACUCAUACGCCAGCUGGAUGUAUUGCAACACCUGGACAUCAGUGAUGAUAAGCAGUUUACCUCUGAUGUGGCUCGUCAGCUGCUUGGACAACCGGGAAUCCUGCCUGACCUCGUGUCCCUGGAUGUGUCAGGGAGGAAACAGGUUACAGAUGCAGCUGUUAGAGCAUUUGUUGAUGAGAGGCCAGGGAUGACCUUUGUGGGACUUCUGGCCACAGAUGCUGGUUUUUCUGACUUCCUCUCCGGAGAAGGAAAUCUGAAGGUGACAGGCGAAGCCAAUGAGACCCAGAUUUGUGAGGCCCUGCGCCGCUACAGUGAGAGGGAAGGUUUUGUGAGAGAAGCUCUAUUUCAUCUGUUCAGUUUGACCCAUGUCAUGGAGAAACCACGGCCUGACAUCCUAAAGUUGGUAGUUUUGGGUAUGAAGAAUCAUCCUGCCACUCUGAAUGUUCAGCUGGCAGCAAGUGCCUGUGUGUUUAACCUGACAAAGCAGGACCUGGCAGCAGGAAUGCCAGUCCGACUCUUGAGCACCGUCACUCAGCUCUUACUGGAGGCCAUGAGGACUUUCCCAAACCAACAGCAGCUGCAGAAGAACUGCCUGCUGUCCCUGUGCAGUGACCGCAUCUUGCAGGAGGUUCCAUUCAACAGGUUUGAAGCUGCCAAAUUAGUGAUGCAGUGGCUCUGCAACCAUGAAGACCAGAAUAUGCAGAGGAUGGCGGUGGCUAUUAUUUCCAUACUGGCUGCUAAGUUGUCCACAGAACAAACUGCUCAGCUUGGAGCAGAGCUGUUCAUAGUGAAGCAACUGCUCCACAUUGUGCGUCAGAAGGCCACUCAGGGCGUGGUGGAUGCCACCCUCAAAUUUACGCUGAGCGCACUCUGGAACCUCACGGAUGAGUCACCAACAACCUGCCGCCAUUUCAUCGAGAACCAGGGGCUGGACCUGUUUAUUAAAGUUCUAGAGUCCUUCCCCAAUGAGUCUUCUAUUCAGCAGAAGGUUCUCGGUCUACUGAACAACAUAGCAGAGGUCGGGGAGCUGCACGAAGAGCUGAUGGUGCAGGGGUUCCUGGCCCACAUCAGCACUCUGCUGCACAGCUCAGAGGUGGAGGUCAGCUACUUUGCCGCAGGCAUCCUGGCACAUCUGACGUCACGAGGGAAGGAGGCCUGGACGCUCAGUGCAGAUCUUCGGUCUUCGCUGCUGGAGCAACUGCAUGAUGUCAUUAUGAAGUGGCCCCCACCAGAGUGUGAAAUGGUAGCAUACAGGUCCUUUAACCCCUUUUUCCCUCUUCUGGAGUGUUUUCACACCCCUGGUGUCCAGCUGUGGGCAGCAUGGGCCAUGCAGCACGUCUGCAGCAAGAACGCCGCCCGCUACUGCAGCAUGUUGUUGGAGGAGGGCGGCCUGCAGCAGCUGGAGCGCGUCCACGGAAACCCACAGACUCACAAAGACGUCAACCUGCUGGCUGAGAGCAUUCUGGAGAGCCUGCAGCGCCACAGAGCUCGUACCGGCCAGCCAGCACACCUGCACACAAGUCGACGCCCACCACCCCAAUAACAUCACAGAG